UUCGUCUUAUGUUUCAGUGUUCAAUGGGUGCAUUGUUGUUCUGCGUGGCUGCCUGUUUUUCUAUAGGCCCCACAGAACAAUUGGGUGGCUGAACGCACCCCCUUUUGUGGUGGGCCUCGCCAGUGGGGCUUUAGCUUUGUCAACAGUGCAGAAUGUCCUCGGGGCCCACCAGAGGAGGGCACGGGGGGUGCUCUGCUCAGCUCACCUUAGCCCUGAGAGAGCUAUAGUUGUGGGCAUCCAGAACCACCAGGGAAGUGACCAGGCAGAGGGACAGGGAGUGCGCUCAGCUGGAGAGGGAGAGAGAACCCGAGAGAGGUGGCCUUCUGGAGGGGUUGGAUUGGAAGAGAGGGUGGGCUGGUUGUGGUUAUACCAGGUGCUGUGGGCAGAGAGAGCGGAGUCAUGUGCUCACGUUUGGAAACUACUAGAGUAUAUGGUGCUACUGGAGGUGGUGGUGUUGCAGGUGGAGAAGACAGUGAGAGUGAGGUGGAGCGUAUGGCCGAAGCCCUCUGUCUGGAGGUCAGGCCUCGGUUAAGGUACCGCAAUCCAGUCGGACCGGAGAUCAACGCAUGCUCAGCUGGGGCAGAUCGGCUAGGAAGGCCAGCGUUGCCUGGGAGAAAGGCACAUCGGAAGGCUCUCAGUGAGGAUCUCAGAGUGGGAGACAGAGAGAGGGCAGGAGAGAGAAAUCAAGACGGAGAGGGGGACAGCGAACCAGAGUUCUCAGGAGUGAGAAAAAGAGAGAGCAACAGGGACCGAGAUAAAGAGAUGGCAGACGAGAGAAUUAGAGACAGUGAGAGGGAACGAGAAAGGGAUAGCCAGAGACACAGAGGGACCAGAGACCAAGAGAGAGACGAAGCAAGGGACCGGGACCGAAACGGGGACAGAGAAGGCACAAAAGAAAGAGAGGGCAGGAGGAGUAGGACACAAAGCUUUUCAAACUGUAACACCAACCCUCACCAAUCCACCAACAUGGAGGCUUCAAAUGGUGAGAGACUGCUGAGAGGACUGCCCUCACCGGGACACCCCCAAGUCAGCUACCAACGACCUAGCACCGCCCCCAGGUCCCCACGCCAAGCCUCUGUGCCCAUCUCUUCCGCCCUAGUCCGGCCACCCCCCCGAAUCAGAACCUCCACCCUGUCGCCAAGGAGACUGACACAAAGGGCGAGCCUCACAGAAACGCGACAUUGCUCGCGAGCUCUCAGAGACUCCGGUGCAUUUUGGGUAGAGCCAGGAUCAGGGACGGGGAUUGGUCGCUUGUCUCCGAGACACAGGAAUAGGACACGUCUCAUCUCACAGAGCAGCUUAGAGCUGGGGGAGGAAGAGGAGGAGGAGGAGGAAGAGGGAGAAGAAGAGGAGGAAGAGGAGAGAGGAGAGCUUGGGGGUAGUGGUGUACUGGGGGUAGUGACUCUGACUCCAGCUGGGACCUCGUACCCUGCUCCAACAGAGAUGGAUAGAAGGAUGAGCAAAAGAGAGAGGAACAGGAUGAAGAGUCUGAGGAGGAGACAAAGAAGGAGAGAGAGGUGGAGACAGAGCCAGCUGCAAGAGAACAGACAGAGUUCCACAGGGAACCCCUGGAGUAGCAGUGAGGAGGAAGAUGUGAGCACUGGGGACAGAGAGGGUUUCAUCUGUGCCGUGUGUCUGGAUGUCUACUUCAGCCCUUACAUGUGCCACCCCUGUAGUCACAUUUUCUGUGAGCCCUGCCUCCGCACCCUGGCCAAGAGCAGCCCUACCAACACCCCUUGUCCACUCUGCAGGACCAUCAUCACCCAUGUUUUCUUCCAGAAGGAGUUGAACCACACAGCAAGAACGUUCUUCCCAAAGGAAUACCUCUCUCGGAAACAGACUUUCCAGAAGGCAAGCUGUGCGAAAUGGCCUCUGCCAAGCUGCAGGAAACUUUUCCGUAUCUUUGGAGGCUUCCAGAGGCAAGCUAGUCCAAUAGCCAGGCGUCAAUUCCCUCAUGGCGGUUACCGGCUGGACGCAAUGGACUUUGAGGAUGAUUCUCGCGGCUGGCGCUUUGACAUGGACAUGAUCAUCAUCUACAUUUAUUCUGUGAACUGGGUCAUUGGAUUCAUCGUCUUCUGCUUUCUCUGCUACUUCUUCUUUCCUUCAUUCUAAAGGUGGAUUGAUAGAUUGGUAGCAGGACUGAUGAAUAGAUUGAUGGAGGGGGACUUAAAAAACGACAGGAGGCCAAGAAAAGCUUUCUGACAAAUCAGAGAUGUGCCUGAGGUUGAUAAGUAACAAGUCUGAUGAGCCUACAGUGUUCUUUCUGAUCCCAAUUGAACUGACAAAACAGAAUACCAGAUGGGGCAUUGAGGAAUCAGCAACCUGUAUCACUAAAGCUAAGUUUACAAAUGAAAUGGAAAUACGCAACAACAGAAAGCUACUACCUGGACUUAUUGAUUCAUACCUGCCAUAUACCCAUGACGACACACACUUCUAAUUCUGAAAGGGAAAGGCAUCACUGAGAGGAGGUGGCCCUGUUAGGGACGUUUUUUUAUAAAGUACCCAAGACCAGUCUGGGAAUAAAAUAGCAACGUGUACUGCAUAAAUAUUGCAAUGGGGGGUUGGUUAAAUUGAGCCCUGAGUCUUCAGUACAUUUGGCAGAAGCAAUCAUUGGUAAGCUGCCUUCACUCUUGCGAGAAGUAGAACUCAAGCAUUUCUAAUGGUUUGUUUCCCUAAUACAGUAUAUACAGAAAACUGUAACCUACAUGUAAAAGUAUAAUUUUUUAUUUUAAUAUUUUUUUCUGGUUUUUCUUUGCUGCUCAGUUUAGAAGAUGGGUUUCUGAGCACUACAAUUUUGAAGUGAAUUGCAGAACCAAUUCAAAUUAUUUUGCUCUAAAUACCAUCUCAUGAUCAUUAUGUAAUUUAAUCUGUGUAGUUCCAACUUCAAAGUAUUUCUUGUGUCUGUAGUCUUUGAAAUUUGAAGUAUUCACAAUACCAUUGUUUGAAGUAAGCUAUUGUGGCUCUUGAGAAUUGUACAAUUGAUAUGUGUAAAAACAAAUCAUUUAAAGAAAUUCACAACUUCCCAACCAGCCCUGAUUGGGGUUCCUUUAUAUUGAUAUAAAUUCAAUGUGCAAGGCCUUAUCAAACUACGUCCUUACAAAAAGUGUUUGGUGCUGAAUCAGGAAUCCUCUGAUUCUUGUUCUGCUAUUGAAAGAUCACUGCCUUCACGGAAGAUGAGGACUACUUAAUGACCUUUACUGUUUCGGUCAUACCCUUCAUACUGUACUUGGGGACUAAGGGUGCUUCUUACAUUUUAAAUAAAACAAAA
Esox lucius (northern pike) is the source of this 3268-nucleotide messenger RNA. RefSeq names its product RNA-binding protein 25 (gene rnf180a). Gene Ontology annotation, cellular component: endoplasmic reticulum membrane. NCBI's taxonomy places the organism in Eukaryota, Metazoa, Chordata, Actinopteri, Esociformes, Esocidae. Gene Ontology annotation, molecular function: ubiquitin protein ligase activity; ubiquitin conjugating enzyme binding. Gene Ontology annotation, biological process: norepinephrine metabolic process; positive regulation of proteasomal ubiquitin-dependent protein catabolic process; serotonin metabolic process. The record is from RefSeq and is a predicted model, not a curated record. The transcript is spliced from 4 exons. Bases 400 to 2112 code for a protein of 570 amino acids.